AUAAAUGAUUUGCAAUAGUGCACAAAGGGUGGUAGAGCUCUGACAUAAUGCAGGAAUCAGCGCGUUGGGAAACUGUUACCCUUGAACACAGUGUACCCAGGGUGGUGAGGUGCUGAGCAUAUAGACUUAACAGAGAAACACCGCUUAAUGGGACGUUAUUAGGACGGGACAAAAGUAUGAAGGAGUAUAAAAAGAGGAAGAGUGGAUGAAUAUAUCGCAGUCAUUGGCAGAAACAGAGGCAGACGAAUCAGCAAGGCCGCACUAUCGAACAGAACAAUGAAGUUGUUGCUCUUGGCUCUAUCCGUCGCCCUGCUGUUUACAGCUGGUGAAACCCUGAACUGUCACCGGUGUGUCUCCGAGAAGGCCGGAGGAACCUGCGAGCUCUCUGUAGAGACGUGUAAACCAGAGAAGGACGCCUGCGCUGCUGCCAGGUUCCUCCAACCUCCACAUGGUCAAUACCAGAAAUGCAUGGCUCUGUCAGACUGCGAAAUGCUGAAGAUGAACUCCUACAUCGAUAUCAAUUGCUGCACCGAAGACAUGUGCAACAGUCUUCGAAAAUGACAACGUCUCGGAGAAUCUUUGAGCAAGGCACUUAAUCCCAAUGAUUCCCGCUGACAGCUGCAAGCGGCUGCCAGGUGGGAACGCAUGUUUGAAUUCAAA
Molecule: messenger RNA, 660 nt
Organism: Cottoperca gobio
Lineage: Eukaryota; Metazoa; Chordata; Actinopteri; Perciformes; Bovichtidae
Gene: ly97.3
Product: lymphocyte antigen 97, tandem duplicate 3
Exons: 4
Coding region: 277-561 (94 amino acids)
Source: RefSeq, a predicted model, not a curated record